Messenger RNA from Bombina bombina (fire-bellied toad), 3770 nucleotides. RefSeq names its product RAS guanyl releasing protein 2 (gene RASGRP2). Gene Ontology annotation, cellular component: plasma membrane. Lineage: Eukaryota; Metazoa; Chordata; Amphibia; Anura; Bombinatoridae. Bases 1685 to 3457 code for a protein of 590 amino acids. Gene Ontology annotation, biological process: positive regulation of GTPase activity; Ras protein signal transduction. The record is from RefSeq and is a predicted model, not a curated record. The transcript is spliced from 16 exons. Gene Ontology annotation, molecular function: calcium ion binding; guanyl-nucleotide exchange factor activity.
GAGGCUUACUUAUCAAAUGUCUGUCGGACCUGAUCAGACAGUGCGGAUCAGGUCCGACAGACAUCGCUGAAUGCGGAGAGCAAUACGCUCUCUGUAUUCAGCAUUGCACCAGCAGCUCUUGUGAGCUGCUGGUGCAACGCCGCCCCCUGCAGACUCGCGGCCAAUCGGCCGCCAGCAGGCGGUGUCAAUCAACCCGAUCAUACUCGAUUGAGUUGAAUUGUGGCGAUGUCUGUCCGCCUCAUCAGAGCAGGCGGCAGGGUUAUGGAGCAGCCAUCUUUAGACCGCGGCUUCAUAACUGCUGUUUCUGGCGAGUCACAGGCCCUCAAGCUCCAUUCAGAGCUUGAUAAAUGGGCCUCUUUAUGUGCAUUUUCACAUUGCGAUACGUUUACUUUUACAACAUAGUAUGACAAUGCUUUGAACAUCGCACUCAUUGCCGUUUUGAGGCAGAGAGGUUUCCUUCAGCGGUUUUAUACUCUGGUGUGUUCAUUGUACUACCUACAACGCUACAUUGUGCAAUAAUUCAUUAUAAUAGACAUAAUUACCAAUUAAUUAUACCUGUAAUUUAAUGUUUUUAUGAACACCUGUUUUCUGAAAGACAAAGGGCCGCAAUAUCACGCUUACGCAAGCGUGAUAUUUGUGUGUUCCACUCAGCAAUAUCAUUGCACAUAAAUGUGCGCUGGUAUUACAAUUGCAGCGGUAUGAAAACUUGACCUUGACUUUGCAUUGCCAAAAGCCAAGCGCUCACAAAAGCGCGCUUCCAUAGGCUCCAAUGGCAGCCAUGGCAAACUACCUAGCGCAGAGCAGGGGGCAAAUCAUGCAGCGUUGGGCAGCAAUAAAUAAAUAUAUAUGUAUAUGCAUAUACAUAUACUUAUAGAGAAAACACAGGCCCUACAUUCCCUCACUUUAACCCCUUAUAACUGCUUUGUGCAGUUUGGUUUUUUAAAUAAAAAUGCUCAUAUUUAUUGUACAUGUGAAUAUACUUUCCUUUUAUUUUGGGGGCAAUUUGGGCAUUUUUUUAUUUGUAACCGUAGGUCUGACCUCUGGUUAAUUGAAAUUAGCGCAAAGUGAAACGGCGAGCUCGCAAUCACAUUAAUCAGCUACUUGUAAUGGCUGGUUAUUUAACGUUCCCCUUUAUGUACUCAUGUUAAGAUAGCGCUCCACUUUUAAUCUAGUCCACAAUAAGUUUAUACAUUUCAUCUCAAAUUAUGACUAUUAAUAAAUGUGGUGACAAUACAUGGCUUCAUCAGUUUAUACAGUCACGAACAAAUUAUUAUUAGCUCAAAUAAUGACAAUUCUAUUUGAGGUUUAUAUAUGCAAACCCUGAACACUUCAUUCAUCACUCCUAUAAAUACUAAUAUUUAUUUGGUUUUGAAACUAAAUAUUCAUGUUGUUCGCACCCCCAUGGGGAAAUUACACCAAGAGCUUUCCAAGGGUAGAGGAAGUGAGAGACGAAAACAGGAAGGUUCGAGAGUUACAGCGCAAUGAACAGGUAGAGGAAGAGGCUACCCAGAUUUCAGGGAGGGGCAAGUGAUUGCUGAAUGUUUAUACCUAUUCCCUGUUUACAGAGACAAGCUUGGUUCCUCUGGUGUGCUGAUUUAUUAUUUCCAAACCUGUUCUCUGUCUUGUUUUGCAGUAAAGGGGCUAAUUCUGUGUGGACCCUUGGUCAGUCAAUGAGAAGGUCACAAUGGAUAAUGUGGAUCUGGAGAAAGGUUUUACCAUCGAUGAAAUGUUGGCAUUGUGCAUCCAAAGCUUUGAUUCAGAUGGAAAACUUGGAGAUCCUGAGCUGGUCAAGAUGUUUCUGAUGAUGCACCCAUGGUAUAUACCAUCUGGAGACCUUGCCAAGAAGCUCUCAAGUCUUUCAGAAGCUGGUGACAAUUUGGAACGCGAGAAGAUCUGUCAUCUUGUGAAAUUUUGGAUUUCCGAGUACCCCGCUGAGUUUGAUUUGAAUCCGGAACUUGGGGAGCAAAUCCGUGGCCUGAAGAGAAGCCUAGAAAACACCGGAAACAGAAGAGAGAGCAGUUUGAUAGACAUCGAGAGUGUUCCGUCAUAUGGUUGGAAACGGCAGCUGACCCAACGGGCGGCCUCUGGUGGCAGAGUUCGCAAGACCUCCCUACUGUUUGAUCACUUAGACCCAGUUGAGUUGGCCGAACAUUUAACACAUCUGGAAUUCCACUCCUUCUCCAAGAUCCUGUUUCAAGAUUAUCACAGUUUUGUCCUUCACGGUUGCACAGUGGGGAAUCCGGUUUUAGAGAGGUUCAUAGCUCUGUUCAAUGGGGUUUCACAGUGGAUCCAGCUCAUGGUACUGAGCAAACAUACCCCCCAGCAACGGGCAGCAGUUAUCAAGCAGUUUGUGCAUGUCGCAGAGAGAUUGCUACAACUACAGAACUUCAACACGCUCAUGUCAGUGAUUGGGGGUCUCAGUCACAGUUCCAUUUCACGCUUAAAAGAAACUAACUCUCACAUCAGCCCAGAGACCACCAAGGUUUUCGAUUCCCUUUUGGAGCUUCUUACAUCAUCAGAUAACUACUCAAGAUACAGAAGACGGUUUGCUUGUUGUAAAGGUUUUCGCUUUCCAGCUCUGGGCGUUCACCUUAAAGACCUUAUGGCUUUGCAUGUAGCGCAUCCUGAUUGGGCAGACAAGGCUAGAGGCGCAAUCAAUAUUUCUAAAAUGCGUCAGGUUUACAAGGUCGUACAUGAGCUCACAGAAACCCAGAGACUCGAGCCACCCAUGAGAGCCAACUCUGACUUGCUCAACUUGUUGACGGUUUCCCUUGACCAGUAUCGUUCAGAGGAAGAAAUUUAUCAGCUAUCUCUACAAAGAGAACCGAGAGCUCGCUCCUCGCAAUCCAAUAUCCAAACGUCUCCACCACCAACACCCCCAUUGGAAGAGUGGGCAAAUCUGAAAGCGAAACCAGACCAAGCCUUGCUGUGCCAGCAUAUCGAGAAGAUGGUUGAGUCCGUGUUCAGGUUGUUUGAUGAAGAUGGCGAUGGAAACAUCUCCCAUGAAGAAUUUCACACCGUCCGAAGCAACUUUCCCUACCUCUGCGCCUUCGAUGAGAUAGACCAGAACCAAGAUGGGAAAAUAAGUAAACAGGAAAUGACCACAUAUUUCCUAAGAGCUAGCUCCGUGUUGGAUUGUAAAAUGGGAUUUAUCCAUAAUUUUUCAGAGAGAACUUUCCUUCGGCCUGUGUCGUGUCAUCACUGCCGGAACCUGAUACUUGGAAUUUAUAAGAAGGGUCUUAAAUGUCGAGCUUGUGGGGUCACCUGCCACAAACAUUGCAAAGACCGACUUUCUGUAGAGUGCAAGAAAAGGUCCAAGAGUGUCUGUGAUAGAGGAGAAACCACACAGCCAGGGAGGAACUUCUCUUUCAGUCUCCCAAGGUCAUUUAAGAGAACAGCAAUUCAGCCAGCUCUAAAAGAGGAAGACGACGAUGGUGUAUUUGAUGAUCGCUUAUAACCCAUAGCACUGCUUCUCUUUUGUCUAGAAAUGAAUCAUGAAGACACUUUAAUAGGAGAUAUUCCUAUGUCAGUAAGAGACACUCACAACUUUGCAGUCUUCUUACAUCACUGUGGUCUACAGGGCACCUUCACCUUACCUGAGAGAUUCUUCAUACAAGGGACACUGCAAACUCAGCGGUUAGAGAUGUCACUUUACAGUAUGUGCGUUUUAUGGACUGUUACAUGACUUGCCUAGACAUCUCUCACCAACAAGUUCUCUUUGUAUUUUUCUCAAUGUUUAUAAAAACAAAUAUAAAUAACUAUAAAGACCA